UUUGAUAAUUUCUUUCAACAGUGGGUAUUACGCAUCAUUUCUGUGAAUUUAAAGAACCACAUCUUUGUGAUUAUAACGUGGAUUGUCCAGAGAAUACUGAAUAUACAUGGCAGCAAGAAUCCUACAGGAGUACGUCUUAUAUGACUCAUUUCUUACCCAGACCAGAUAACAGCAAAUAUUAUUAUUCAGUAUAUUAUAUGUACACAGACUCUUCAAAGGGCCAACCUGGACACACGUCAAAAUUUGUAUUUCCAAAUAUUCGAGCUCCUGCAGGCAAAAGUCUCUACUUUACAUAUUAUAUCACAAAAAACAAUGGAAAACUUCAGCUUCAAUCAAAGGAUUCGCAUGGAAAUAACAUGGAGUUGUUUGAAGAAUCUGGUGAAAUUGAGAGCAGAAACUGGAAUUUUGCUUGUGUUAAUGUACACAACUACAGCAGAAAGUAUACUUAUGAAUUUAUUGCUACACGUGGGUUUGGAGUUAAUGGCCAUAUUGCCCUGCUUAAUGUUGGUUUCAAAGACGAAUAUUGUCAAGCCAGAAGCAUUUCCUGUAACUUCUCAAACCCAAUGAUAUGCCAGUAUUACAAUUUUAUGUACAGUAAAUGGGAAAGAGUACAAUCAGGAAAUGUAAGCGGAUCAAUAAAUGAUGUGUACAUGCAAGCUUCUCCUACAUACAAUACUCAUGGUUUGGCAUCUCCGACUGAAAACAUUACCAAUAGUUGUGUGCAAAUAAGAUACAAGAUAAUCGGUAGUUGUAACCUGACCAUUUAUAAUGCAUUUAGCAAGAAAUCACUUUUCAGUGUGGUGAGUCACGGUACAACCCCAUGGCUAAUAUAUCAAGUAUAUAUUGAGAAAAAGAUGCCUACCAAAUUUAUUUUCCUGACACAAAUGGUAUACAAUAUCUAUUACAAAGCUUUUGGUUGUUCAGUUUUGCUUGAUUAUAUCAACGUCACGAAAAAUAAAUGUCCAAGUUUAGUCUGUCCACCGGGAACAAUCAAAUGUAAGAAUGAAUAUUGUUUCAAUGCAUCUAAAGUAUGUGACAGAGUCAGGGAUUGCAGUGACGGUAGCGAUGAAAAUAAUUGCUCUGAAUAUUCCAUUUCCUGUAAUUUCACAUCACCUUACAACUGCGGUUAUAAACUCGUGCACGGGUUUAUCCAUGUACCUGAACAAGUACAAAAGGAACUGGCAUUACGUUACCUUCCUGGCAAGUAUUGAAAUUCCUUAAGUCUC
Molecule: messenger RNA, 1226 nt
Organism: Octopus bimaculoides (California two-spot octopus)
Lineage: Eukaryota; Metazoa; Mollusca; Cephalopoda; Octopoda; Octopodidae
Product: MAM and LDL-receptor class A domain-containing protein 2
Biological process (GO): proteolysis
Cellular component (GO): membrane
Molecular function (GO): protein binding; serine-type endopeptidase activity
Source: RefSeq, a predicted model, not a curated record